Molecule: messenger RNA, 2852 nt
Organism: Arachis stenosperma
Lineage: Eukaryota; Viridiplantae; Streptophyta; Magnoliopsida; Fabales; Fabaceae
Product: PX domain-containing protein EREL1-like
Exons: 10
Coding region: 503-2665 (720 amino acids)
Biological process (GO): protein transport
Molecular function (GO): phosphatidylinositol binding
Source: RefSeq, a predicted model, not a curated record
AGCUUCGGUAAUCGCCAUCGUCCCUGAGAAAGAUUGAGUGCAAUUACUGAAGAAGACAGUUAGGUGUGUGGCUCUCUCCAUUGUUUUUUCCACUUUCAUUCAUUCUCAUCUUCUCAUACCUCCAAAACCAAAAACCCACUAUUGACAUUUCAGAGACACAUUUUCCAUCUGAGUUGUUCCUUUCUCAUUGGACCCGCCACGUGUCCACUCCCAACAUAUAACACACCGUACCCCUCACUGCGCUCGCGGCGUCUCUUAGCCGCGCUGCCGCUUCUCCUCUUAACGUGCGCCACUAUUGUCACCGCUUCCCGAUCCGAUCAUCCAAACCCUAGUUUCAAUCCCGAUUUCGCGUUGUUGUUCUGAUUGCGAGAUUCGAUUCUGAUUCUGAUGCCGAUUUCAGCUGGGAAUAGCCGUUGAAUACUGAAUUCUGAUUGUUAUGGUGAUAUGAUCUUGGAAUUUUUGAGAGAGAGAGCGAAUUUUAGGUGAGGAAACGAAGAGGAAGAUGAUGCAGAGACGGAGUCCUCCGAAACAUAGGCACGAUGGGACUUCGCCGCUGCCUCUCGGCAUGGAUUGGAGUCCCGCUCCUCGAAAAUGGAAUGGGCGAGAUACAGUAUGGCCACACAAUCAUCGUACUGGUUGGAGUUACUGUGUCACAAUACCUUCCUGGGUUUUCCUUCCGAAAUCAAAGAAUUCAGAUCCUAUAGUGUUCUACAGGGUGCAAGUUGGCAUUCAGUCACCAGACGGCAUUACAACACUGCAUGUAGUACUUAGAAGGUUCAAUGAUUUUCUAAAGUUGUUUGCCGAUGUUAAAAAGGAGUUUCCCAGGAAAAAUAUCCCUCCAGCACCACCCAAGGGACUCAUGCGAUUGAAAAGCCGGGCUUUGUUGGAAGAGAGAAAGUCCUCAUUGGAGGAGUGGAUCACCAAACUUUUGUCUGACAUUGAUAUAUCAAGGUGCGCUGCGGUGGCAUCAUUUCUUGAACUAGAAGCUGCUGCUAGAUCCUCUUUCCAAGAUGCAAGCCAGCAGAGCUCUGAAUCAGAUCCUGAUUCCAAUAACAGAGCUUAUUCAGUUCAAUCACCUCCCCAUUCAAGCCUAUCAUUUGCUGCUGGAAGUUCAUCUAUUGCCUCUGAUUAUGGUAGUGAUACAGCAUAUGAGCCAUCUGAACUAGGAACUCCAAGAAUUGGACGGGAUGACAAUUCUGAAGGCGGCACAGAUGAUCUAACAGUAGAUGAAGAGAUCACAAAUCCAAUGGAAAAGCUUAUGAAAUACGGUAUAUCAAAUAUUGAUGAGGGUUUGUUCAUGGGUCAGACUAUUCUAGAGCAAUUGGAAGGCCUUCCUAGGCAUAAAGUAAAUGCCAGACAUGUCAAUUAUGUUACAGAGAAGGAAAAGAAUAAUGGUAAUUCUUAUAAUGCUUCACAUUUAGCUAACAAUUCUAUGGAGCUUUUCUCUGAGACUGAGCAUGCUACUGUUAUCAAUCACACUCGCAAGCUUUCAUCUGAGAGUAUUGGGAGUGAUGGUAGCUCAAUACGAGGUAGUGAUAUGUCUAAUUCUGGAAUUCGAAAUUCAUCUGGUGAUGGUUCUCAUGACGUUCCUGGAGGUGCUAUGGUUUCAAGACCAACAGAUAUUAUGGGCCGUGCACAAUCACAGUCUUCUGGUGAUGGUCAAAUAGUCCUUCCACUAGAUCAACGCAAUAAAUUGAACAGGAUUCUUUUAACUAUGCAGCGAAGGCUAGUCAGUGCAAAAACUGAUAUGGAGGACCUUAUAGUCAGAUUAAAUCAAGAGAUAGCUGCAAAGGAUUUCCUCACAACGAAGGUCAAGGAUUUGGAAGUAGAACUUGAAACCACCAAACAGAAAAGUAAGGAGAACUUGCAGCAGGCUAUUCUGAUUGAGAGGGAAAGGUUUACGCAAAUGCAGUGGGAUAUGGAGGAACUCCGGCGGAAGUCACUCGAAAUGGAGAUGAAACUGAAGUCCGAAUCGGGUGGAAAUUCAAGUGAGAAUUUAUCAAAGGAUGCAGUUGUUCAGCAGAAAGAUGUACUGUUGCAGAAUUUAAAUGCUGCUAAAGAGCAGCUGGAAAUUUUGUCAAAACAGUAUGGGGAGCUAGAAGUAAAAUCAAAAGCAGAUGUUAAGAUUCUGGUUAAAGAGGUCAAAUCUCUACGGAAUACCCAAAAGGAGUUGAAGAAGGAGCUUAGUGAGUCAGUAAAGGAAAAGUGUGAAACUGAGAAACUUAUUCAACAAGAAAGAGAGAGGAGGGAGCAGACAGAAACUGCUUGGCGAGAGCUGCUGCAAAAAUCCCGGCUUCUUUUCAACCAGCUUCAAGAGUGCGAUGUCAAUCUUCCUAGCGAAGAUGAAGAUAGGGCAACAAUCAAGAGUUCAUCAUCAAGUGAGACUUUUAAUCAGUUAGCAGCAUCUGAUGGCCAAAUUGACUUCCUAAUACGAGAGGUAGAAAACUUAGGAAAGGACUACGGAAGUGGUGCUUCUAGUGUAGAUAAAACCAAUAAAAUUAAAGAUGGUAUACUCUGUGAUGAUGAAGUGAGAAAGAUCAUUGCAGAUUUGUUCAUGGACAAUGUUAGAUUGAGAAAACAGACAAACCGCAUUACAAGGCAAGCUUUCAAAUUGGACAUGAAAGAAAAUGAUGCUUCUCCUACGGAAAAUGUAACAAGUAUUUAGGAAUAUUUAUGGAGUGGCAGUAUAUAUUUUUCUUCCUUUUUCCACUUAUCCCUGUGGAUGAUCACUUGCUAUUCCUAUUAGGUGACUUGAUCCAAUACUGAAUGAAGUAGCCCCCUCAUGUAUUUUCCACUUGUACCAGUUCUUACCUUGCACAGAUAUACGAGCUUUUUUUCUUUGCACCACUUUA